CCGUGUACACGACGUUUACAAAAUAUCGAUUACUCACCAAACUGUCACUCGGGCUGUCACUUUUCUUCUUUUCGCAGUGAGGAGGGUCAUAUGAUACACGGGGGAUCAAGUGACUGACUGAUUGUGUGUAAAUUUGCUGAAAAAUCGACCAGAAGACGGCCACACGAUGCGCUACACUCUCGGGUACACCCUCGUCGGAACGCUGACCUCGGUUUCGACGGUCCUGAUCCUGUACCAUGUCCUCACGGGCAAGGGCGAGCGCGUCAGCGUCGGCUGGUUCCUGGAGGAGACGUCCCCGUACAUGUGGGCCACCCUCGGCAUCGCGUUCGCCGUUGCGCUGUCCGUCGUCGGAGCGGCCAUGGGAAUUCACACGACCGGAGUCAGCAUCGUCGGUGGAGGUGUCAAGGCCCCGCGCAUCAAGACCAAGAACUUGAUCUCCGUCAUCUUCUGCGAAGCCGUCGCCAUCUACGGUCUCAUCACGGCCAUCGUCCUGUCCGGAAUGCUGGAGAACUUCUCCUGGUCCACGAUCGUCGCUAACGAGAACAUCCGGAACAACAACUGGUUCUCCGGUUAUGUAAUGUUCGGCGCUGGCCUGGCCGUCGGUCUGGUCAACCUGUUCUGCGGUAUCGCCGUCGGCAUUGUCGGUUCCGGUGCGGCCCUGGCCGAUGCCGCCAACUCGGCACUGUUUGUCAAAAUUCUGAUCGUCGAGAUCUUCGGCUCGGCCAUCGGUCUGUUCGGACUCAUCGUGGGCAUCUACAUGACCUCGAAGGUCAAGAUGGGCGACAAGGAGUAAAUCCCCCCUUCACAAGUACCAAAAUAACCGUAGAGAGAGAGGAUCCAGAACAAAUGUGGCAGAGUAUUAAAAUUACCGAAACAGAAAUGAGACAAAAGUGACUCGUGAAGGGCGGCAUCAGCAAGAAGAGUUAUCUUAAAAAAGUAGUGUUACUCUCAAAGGCCAUUCCAGAAGUACGAUCUAUCUACACUCACAACACACAACCCAAACAACAAACAUCCGGAACCAUCUUCAAAAUACUUAGAAGUUGCUAAAGUUUCGAGCAACGUCAACUUAAUAUAUAUUCUGUCUUUAUUCAAACUCCAACGAGGAUAUUUUUUUGCUGAAAAAGAAGUAAACAAACCCCCCAUCUGUAUGUGUAAAUUGGUAAAUAUUGUUUAUUAUUGUUUUUACUUUCAUAUUUUUGCGUUAGUUUAAUGCACAAACGUGUGUUUAAAUUAAAGAUGGUUUAAAUAUUGUAUAAGCUUAAAGAAACAAAAAAACACUUAAACGUUAGUGGAAAUCCCGCGCAUUCAGAUGUAACCGAACGCGAAAUCAUGAAAUAAAUGUUCAAUGAACGUCACACAACAA
Messenger RNA from Culex pipiens pallens (northern house mosquito), 1363 nucleotides. Its product is annotated as V-type proton ATPase 21 kDa proteolipid subunit c''-like. Gene Ontology annotation, molecular function: proton-transporting ATPase activity, rotational mechanism. NCBI's taxonomy places the organism in Eukaryota, Metazoa, Arthropoda, Insecta, Diptera, Culicidae. Bases 167 to 793 code for a protein of 208 amino acids. Gene Ontology annotation, cellular component: proton-transporting V-type ATPase, V0 domain. Gene Ontology annotation, biological process: proton transmembrane transport. The transcript is spliced from 3 exons. The record is from RefSeq and is a predicted model, not a curated record.